This is a messenger RNA of Pongo pygmaeus (Bornean orangutan), 905 nucleotides long. Its product is annotated as putative ANKRD40 C-terminal-like protein. Bases 155 to 580 code for a protein of 141 amino acids. The transcript is spliced from 5 exons. The record is from RefSeq and is a predicted model, not a curated record. NCBI's taxonomy places the organism in Eukaryota, Metazoa, Chordata, Mammalia, Primates, Hominidae.
CAUUUUGAUGUCUAGAAUCAGGGGAUCCAGGAUCAUCACCAAGGUCAUUUUCCCAGACAGAUGUGCUGAGGCUGUAGAAAGUGCUUUUUAUUUGGUUGGGAGCUUGUGCAUAAAUGUGAGAGGGGCUGCACAUCUGACGGACUAGAGGUGACUCAUGGCUGAACCGGAACAGGACAUCGGGGAGAAGCCAGCAGGUGAAUAUAAACAAGAAGGCACAAAUCCGCACUUGCCAACGGACCCAAGUGAUAACAAGAAACCCAGUGACACCUGUCUAGUCAGAAUUCAGAACCCCAAAGAAAAUGACUUCAUUGAAAUUGAACUGAAGAGACAAGAACUGAGUUACCAAAACCUACUAAAAGUGAGUUGCUGUGAACUGGGGAUUAACCCAGAACAAGUGGAGAAGAUCAGAAAGCUACCAAACACACUGCUCAGAAAGGACAAAGACAUUCGAAGACUGCGGGACUUUCAGGAAGUGGAACUCAUUUUAAUGAAAAAUGGAAGCUCCGGAUUGACCGAAUAUAUGCCAUCUCUGACAGAAAGGCCCUGCUAUAAUAGCAAAGCUGCAAAAAUGACUUAUUAAAUAAUCCCGGGAAUGGCCGGGCGUGGUGGCUCACGGCUGUAAUCCCAGCACUUUAGGAAGCCAAGGUGGGCAGAUCACCUGAGGUCAGGAGUUCUAGACCAGUCUGGCCAACAUAUAGUGAAACCCCAUCUCUACUAAAAAAAACACAAAAAUUAGCUAGGUGUGGUGGCGCACACCUGUAGUCCCAGCUACAUGGGAAGCUGAGGCAGGAGAAUCACCUGAACCCAGGAGGCAGAGGUUGCAGUGAGCUGAGAUUGCGCCACUGCACUCCAGCCUGGCAACAGAGCAAGACUCUGUCUCUCGAAAUAAAUAAAUAAAUAAAUAA